UUGGUCAUAUUGACCCCAAUAAGCCUCAUAGUUUUCUUGAAUAGCCCGUUUUUGUUGUGGCGUUUCUCGUUAUGCCCUAACCGAAGAAUUCACGCUUUCUAAACUGCCUCGGAGAAGUCGUCAAGUUCUCCAAGCCCCCUCAAAGUUCAUUCGACAGUCCCUCAAGUCGAUAUGGGGGCCUCUCAAUCCUCUGGCGUGUCUAAUGAAGCAUACCUCGGCGUCGGAUCUGUGCUUCUCGUACUAGCGGCUGUUUUUGUUGCCAUUCGCUGCACCAUCAGCUUUACACAAACAAAGAAGAUCCAUGUUGACGAUGGGAUCGCGGUCGUGGGACUGCUUUUCAUACUGGCGACUUUCAUUGUCCAGUACUAUAUAGAACAGGGCUUCCGCGACCCGACAACAUCGCCGGCAUGGACCAUUAAGAUGGGCGUUUGCGUCGUCAUCCUCAUCCUAUUUGCCCUGUGGACCACGAAAGCGCCGAUUCUCCUCCUUUACCUGAAGCUCUUCGGUGUUUAUCCUUGGCUUCGAUGGGCAUCCUAUAUCACGCUCGUGGUCACGGCCCUGUGCUUCAUCGCUGCUAUGGCCAUCACGCUCGCCCAUUGCGAUCUGACCGAUAGUUAUGCGGAACCCGCAACCUUGGAUAAAUGCAUCAGCGCAUCGGCGACCGGCGCCAUCUUCUCGGGCUUCAUCGCCGUCUUUGCCGACGUGAUCAUUUUCUGCCUUCCCAUUCCAGCGAUCGCACGCAUGAGGAUCGCGCUGUCCAAAAAGGUCGGGCUGGGGAUCAUCUUUUGCUCUGGUAUUCUUGCGAUCGUGUGUGGGAUUGUGUCGCUCUAUUACAAAUUCCUUUCCCAGCAGACAAAUAUUCCAAUCGGGUUGCGACUAGCCAUCAUAUUUCUCAUCCAUAUCGAAUGCGUUGUAGCCCUCUCGAUCGGCUGCGUUCCGGCGCUGAAGGCGUUCUGGUCCAAGUAUAUCUCCAAGUCGAUCGUGGUGGCUAAGGUAUCAGCGUAUACGAGUUCGACCAUCGUGGCGUCGAACAAGGCCCGCGCACUCAAAGGCCGGGUACAGACCGGACUCAGCACGACGGCGGUCUAUGAUUCCCAGCGAGAUGGCUCCUACAUUAUGAUGGAAUGAGGCAAUGGUAGUUUUCCAGAGUAUCUAAGCCCCGUUAUGUAGGUUGGUAUGAUGUUGCAAGAGUCGUACGUUGGUCGUACGUUGUAACGGUUACAUUGAUUCGUGCCUCUUUACUGCGUAGGCAGGCGUUAUAUUAAUCAACAGCUGUUCCUUUUUGGAUUCCGUUGGUAUUGAGCGCCACCGGCCCCGUCAUUGACCGAUUGGACGAUUAAUUAAGGUCUUUACAUAAUAGUUGUACUGUUAUACUAUUACAUAGUAUGUCCAUGCAUUGUUGAAGCCUUAGUAUUGUGGUUAGUGCUAUCCACGUUGAAGAGCCAAUUCAAUUCUUUUUGAAUGGAUCCGAGGACCAGCGCGUU
Annulohypoxylon truncatum is the source of this 1484-nucleotide messenger RNA. RefSeq lists its product as uncharacterized. The record is from RefSeq and is a predicted model, not a curated record. Lineage: Eukaryota; Fungi; Ascomycota; Sordariomycetes; Xylariales; Hypoxylaceae. Bases 172 to 1128 code for a protein of 318 amino acids. The transcript has 6 exons.